GACUCUUCGGUGAAUCUCAGCCAAGAGCAGAUAUACAAAAACAACACUGCAGCUCAAAGAAGAAAAGAAGUGACUGAUGUUGAUCAAAAGCCAAACACAAGCCAGUCGAAUGCCGAUCUAGAUAAUGCUUCUCAAGACGAUCUUUCCUUGAGUCAAAAAGGAAGGCAGUUGCUUUGAAAAGAGAAGGAAAACUAACCGAGGCCAGGGAGGAUCACCGACAGGCCUAUAUAAUUUUGUUACCAUGGCGCUGCAUUUGAAAUUGUGCCUUUCCCCUUUGAAACCUCAAAUCGUCCCAACAAAUCCACAACUUUCUCAAACCUUUAAUUCUCCUCCAAUUCCUAACAAGUGGAACAUUAAUGUUGAAGAACAAAUGUGUAGCGCACUCAUAAAACCUAGAGAUUUGAGCAGUAAAUAUCACACUAAGGUGGUUAAGCAUGAACUUAGAAGUGUUGGUGAAAAUUCACUCAAAGGUUUGUGCAUGAUUGAUGCCAUGCAGCGCCUAAAUAUUGAUUACCAUUUCCAACAAGAAAUUGAAACAUUCCUAACAACACAAUAUGUGACUAAUUCUUCUGCCUGGAAACAUGAUGAUCUUCAUGAAACUUCGCUUCACUUUAGGCUAUUAAGACAACAAGGCCACUUUCAGUCUCCAGAGGUGUUUAACAAGUUCAAAAACAAGGAGGAAAAGUUCAAUCCAAAACUAAGUGAAAAUAUCAAUGGAAUGAUAAAUUUAUUUGAAGCCUCACAAUUGAGCAUAGCAGGGGAAGACAUACUUGAUGAGGCUGAAGAAUUUAGCAUGAAGAUACUAAAGGAAAAAUUGGUACACCUUAAUAAUCAUGAAGCUAUGUUUGUAAGGAGAACCUUGGAAAACCCUUUUCACAAAAAUUUGACAAUUUUCACUGCUAGAAAUAAUUGCUUGGGUCAUUUAUAUGGCACCAAUACAUGGUUUGAUUCUUUGAAAGAAGUGGCAAAAUUGGAUUUCAGUUUGCUACAAUGCUUACACCAACGUGAGAUUGUUCAAAUUUCCAAAUGGUGGAGAGAACUUGGUUUAAAUAAUGAGUUACCUUAUGCUAGAAAUCAACCACUUAAAUGGUACAUGUGGUCAUUAGCAUGCCUCACGGAUCCUAAUUUAUCAGAGGAAAGGGUUGAACUUACAAAACCAAUAUCUUUAAUCUACAUAAUUGAUGACAUUUUUGAUAUAUAUGGGACUAUAGAAGAGUUAACUCUUUUCACAGAAGCUGUUUCUAGAUGGGACAUUAAUACAGCUAUGGAGCAACUACCAGAUUACAUGAAAACAUGUUUCAGGGUCCUCUAUGAUCUGACAAAUGAAAUAAGCUUUAAGGUUUAUCAGAGGCAUGGAUGGGACCCAAUAGACUCUCUUAAAAUGACGUGGGAGAGUUUAUGCAAAGCAUUUCUAGUUGAAGCAAAAUGGUUUGGUUCAGGGAAGUUGCCUAGUGCUGAAGAAUACUUAAAGAAUGGGAUAAUAAGCUCUGGAGUGCAUAUCUUACUUGUUCACAUUUUCUUUCUUUUGGGUAAAGGAUUAACCAAGGAAAAUGUUGAAAGAAUACACAAAAUCCCACCCAUUAUUUCUUCCCCUGCUACAAUUCUUAGACUUUGGGAUGACUUGGGAAAUGCAGAGGACGAGAAUCAAGAUGGAAAUGAUGGAUCGUACGUGAGUUGUCUCAUAAUGGACCACCCAGAUUACUGUACGAAAAGAGCAAGAGAUGAUGUUAUGAAUAAAAUAUCCGAUGCAUGGAAAAACCUCAACCAAGAGUGUCUUUUUGAUAGCCAUUUCCAUAAAACAUUCACAAAGGCCUCACUCAAUCUUGCAAGAAUGGUACCAUUGAUGUAUAGUUAUGAUGAUAACAACUCCCUUCCUGGGCUAGAGGGUCUACUUCAUUCCUUGCUUUUUGAAAAAUAAUUAUUUUGCAGCUAUAAUAACUAAUCCAAAUAGUUCCGUCAAUAAAUAAAUAAAAA
This is a messenger RNA of Cicer arietinum (chickpea), 1974 nucleotides long. RefSeq names its product (3S,6E)-nerolidol synthase 1-like. Gene Ontology annotation, biological process: diterpenoid biosynthetic process. The record is from RefSeq and is a predicted model, not a curated record. Gene Ontology annotation, molecular function: magnesium ion binding; terpene synthase activity. NCBI's taxonomy places the organism in Eukaryota, Viridiplantae, Streptophyta, Magnoliopsida, Fabales, Fabaceae.